This is a messenger RNA of Suillus paluster, 1059 nucleotides long. RefSeq lists its product as uncharacterized. The record is from RefSeq and is a predicted model, not a curated record. NCBI's taxonomy places the organism in Eukaryota, Fungi, Basidiomycota, Agaricomycetes, Boletales, Suillaceae. The transcript has a single exon. Bases 1 to 1059 code for a protein of 352 amino acids.
AUGCAUCUCACGCAAAUUGCCAACAAAGCAUCACAGUGUUGUACCUUGGCCAAUCUCUUCCAUGCGUGCAUGUCAUGCAUUGUGGCGCCAUUGAAGUCAGCCAGAGUGGAUGGCAUUGUAAUGAUGAGUGGGGACAGCAUCAUGCGACGCUGUCAUCCAAUCUUUGUGGCCUUUAUUGGGGAUUACCCCGAGCAGUGUCUCAUCACUGGGACAAUGAACGAAGACUGUCCCAUCUGCACUUGUCCCCGCAAUGAGCUUGGCAAACACCCCUCUCAACAUGAACUACGCAAUCUUAAUGCAAUUUUGGAUGCACUCAAACUUCAUGGAUCCCCACAAUAUACCCAAGCCUGUAAUGGCGUUAGAAUUAAACCACUUCAGCAUCCGUUCUGGGAAGAUCUUCUGUACCUCAAUAUCUUCCAAUCUAUAAUGCCCAACAUUUUGCAUCAACUUUACCAAGGGAUAAUGAAGCAUAUGAUCAGCUGGGUUACUGAGGUUGUUGGGGCUGCAGAGACAGAUUUGCGAGUUUGCCGCCUUCCACCCAAUCAUUCUAUGCAUGCUUUCCAGAAAGGGAUCACAACAUUGAGCCGAGUCAGUGGUACAGAGCACAAGCAGAUGUCACGCUUCUUACUUGGCCUCGUCAUUGAUGUGCGGCUGCCAGGAAAUGCAUCUCUGGCAAGACUAGUGCAUGCAACUCGAUCCCUUCUAGAUUUCCUUUACCUUGCUCAGUUCCCUGUUCACUCCGAUUCAUCAAUUGAUGCACUUGAAACAGUGGUGGAUGAAUUCCAUGCAAAUAAAGGUGUCUUUGAAGACCUUGGCAUUUGCAACAACUUCAAUAUACCGAAGCUCCACUUUCUUCAGCACUAUGCUGAAUUAAUCAAAUUGUUCGGCACAAUGGAUAACUUCAACACGGAGGCCACUGAGAGGCUUCAUAUCGACUUCGCAAAAGAUGCUUACACUGCCACCAAUCACAAAGACGAAUUUUGGCAGAUGACGAAGUGGCUUGAACACAAGGAGAAGGUCUUGCAGCACGCAAAUUUUGUUGUAUGGUGCCACAAUUAG